This is a messenger RNA of Sorex fumeus (smoky shrew), 357 nucleotides long. It is a transcript of the gene NPFF, whose product is annotated as neuropeptide FF-amide peptide precursor. Gene Ontology annotation, cellular component: perikaryon; axon terminus; dendrite. Lineage: Eukaryota; Metazoa; Chordata; Mammalia; Eulipotyphla; Soricidae. The record is from RefSeq and is a predicted model, not a curated record. Gene Ontology annotation, biological process: excitatory postsynaptic potential. Gene Ontology annotation, molecular function: neuropeptide hormone activity; G protein-coupled receptor binding. The transcript has 3 exons. The coding region runs from base 1 to 357 and encodes 118 amino acids.
AUGGAUGCCAGGCGGGCGGUCGCCUUGCUGCUGCUGGUGGCGACGGGCUGGGGCCCCGCCGGGGGCUCUGAAGGCACCCAAGAGGCCGGGAGCUGGGACGGAGACCAGACCCUCCCCGAGGAAGACAGCGGACCGCACCCCCCGCAGGAUGCCGAGACCCUGGGGUCCGUCUUGCAUUUCCUGCUGCAGGCCUUGAAGAGACCCAGCCGGACGCCGGCCUUCCUGUUCCAGCCCCAGAGGUUUGGCAGGACCCCCCGCGGCCCCCGGAGCCAGGACAGGCUGAGUGCCCGCACCGGCGAGGGGCACAGCUCGCCCUUCUGGAGCCUGGUUGCCCCUCAGCGCUUCGGAAAGAAGUGA